Messenger RNA from Pyrus x bretschneideri (Chinese white pear), 3550 nucleotides. RefSeq lists its product as uncharacterized. Bases 194 to 3358 code for a protein of 1054 amino acids. Gene Ontology annotation, molecular function: syntaxin binding; GTPase activator activity; myosin II binding. Gene Ontology annotation, biological process: regulation of exocytosis. Gene Ontology annotation, cellular component: cytoplasm; plasma membrane. The transcript is spliced from 23 exons. NCBI's taxonomy places the organism in Eukaryota, Viridiplantae, Streptophyta, Magnoliopsida, Rosales, Rosaceae. The record is from RefSeq and is a predicted model, not a curated record.
AAAAACGGCAAUUAACGGCUCAUUUCUCACGCUUUCCACUCUCUCUCUCUCUCUCUCUCUCUCUCUUCUUCUUCUUCCUCCUCGGCCUCUCUCGUCGUCGGUUAUUUCAAAGCAGAUAGAGCAAUUUGGCUUCUCAGCCGUUGGAUUUAUUUUUGUUGGUCUGAGAUUCUGAGGACAGCACAGAUCAUCAUCCAUGUUUGUCAGAAAGCUUGUGGAGAAGGCUUCCAAGAAGCCUGGAGGAAAUUCUGAUAUUGAUAAGGGCAGUGAUAUCAAUCCACGUGUAGUAUUCCAUCAUGGAAUACCAUCAGGCUGUAACUUGUUGGCUUAUGACUCCAUCCAAAAAUUACUUGCAACUUCAACCAAGGAUGGCAGAAUCAAAUUGUUUGGCAAAGAUAACACUCAAGCUCUACUUGAGUCUGUCAAUGCAGUUCCAAGCAAGUUCUUACAGUUUAUGGAGAACCAAGGGAUCCUUAUAAAUGUAAAUAUCAGAAACCACAUUGAGGUUUGGGACAUUGAAAAGAACUUGUUUGCUGAUGUUCAUCCCUUUCAAGAAGAUAUAACCUCGUUCACUGUUAUGCAGCAUAGUCCAUACAUGUAUGUUGGAGAUUCUGCUGGUAAUGUUACGGUUUUGAAGCUUGAGCAAGAACAUAUAGUCCAAAUGAAAUACACUAUACCUUACUCAGUUUCUCAUGGGAAUAAUCCAACUGAAGUUGCUGGUGAUACUGCUGUGAUGCAUAUACUACCUCAACCAACAGCUGAAAGUAAGAGGGUUCUGAUAAUUUUUAGAGAUGGUAUAAUAUCAUUAUGGGACAUUCGAGAAAGCAAAUCUGUAUACACAGUGGGAGGAAAUCCAUUGCAAUCACUUCAUCAGGAAGGGAAAAAGGUGACCUCUGCAUGCUGGGCAUGUCCCUUUGGGAGUAAAGUUGUUGUUGGCUACAAUAAUGGAGAGAUUUGUAUCUGGAGUAUUCCAAGAACUGAAUUUCCUUCAGAGUCUAGCACGCAAAUUGCUCCAAUAUCUAAACUAAAUCUUGGAUAUAAGUUGGACAAAGUGCCUAUAGCAUCACUGAGAUGGGCUUAUGCCGAUGGGAAGGCAAAUCGGUUAUAUGUUAUGGGCGCGUCUGAAAUCGCAUCUUCAAACUUGUUGCAGGUAAUUCUGUUGAAUGAGUAUACCGAAGGUCGAACUAUCAAAUUAGGGCUUCAACUGCCGGAGCCUUGUGUUGACAUGGGGAUCAUUUCAAGCUUUAGUGAGCAAAGCAAACAUAGGCAAGACUGUUUUCUUUUGCUUGGUAACUCAGGACAUCUUUAUGCCUAUGAUGAUCGUUCCAUUGAGAAGUAUCUUUUACAAAGCCAAUCUAAGUCUUCGCCUUCGUUACCAAGGGAUAUCAUGGUGAAGAUACCAUUUGUUGACUCAAAGAUUACCAUAGCAAAAUUCAUCACACAAAAUACCCACAUGCUAAGUUCUGCAGAUGAGGACUACCUUCUGCUGGCGAAAAGCUUUCCAUCUCUCCUUUCUUUCGAGACAAAACUGAAAGAUGGGACUCAGUUAAAUGCAUCCCGUUUUACUGGAUUUUCAAAAGUUAAAAAUUUGUACAUAACUGGACACAGUGAUGGAGCCAUAAAUUUUUGGGAUUUGUCAUGUCCACUUUUAAUACCAAUUAUAUCAUUAAAGCAACAGAGUGAGGAUGAUCUUUCUUUAAGUGGUAUACCACUUACAGCGUUGUUUUUCAAUUUGAACUCCCGACUUCUUGUUUCUGGAGAUCAGAGUGGAACAGUUCGAAUCUUUAGACUCAAACCAGAACCAUAUGCCAACGUGAGCAGUUUCCUGUCUCUUCAAGGAAGUACAAAGAAAGGAAAUGAUCACAUCAUCCAAAGUGUGAAACUUUCUAAGGUUAAUGGUUCUGUAAUUUCUGUGAACAUAAACCAGAGCACAGGACAUCUUGCUGUCGGGUCUAGUAAAGGAUAUGUUUCGGUUAUUGAUAUAGAAGGGCCAACUCUGUUAUAUCAAAAGCACAUUGCAAGUGAAAUAUCCACCGGCAUUGUCUCCCUGCAUUUCCAAACCUGCAGUUUUCAUGGUUUUGACAAGAACAUCUUAGCAGUUGCAACAGAGGACUCAUCCGUUUUGGCUCUUGAUAGUGAUAAUGGAAACACAUUGAGCACCAGUUUGGUUCAUCCGAAGAAAUCCACUAGAGCACUUUUCAUGCAGCUUUUGGAUGCGCAUGAUACACUGGUAAACAGAUCGAAUAUAUUGAAUGGUCUUGAUUUGAUAAAAGGGAGUAGUACAGUUGACGACACCACACAAAAGCAGUUUCUGCUACUGCUGUGUUCUGAGAAAGCUGCAUACAUAUACUCCUUCACACAUAUCAUGCAGGGAGUUAAGAAGGUAAUCUACAAGAAGAAGUUCCAAUCAUCUUGCUGCUGGGCAUCAACAUUUCAAACCUCCAAUGAUUUAGGCCUUGUUCUCCUUUUUACAAGUGGAAAAAUUGAAAUAAGGUCCUUGCCAGAUAUAUCCUUCAUAAAGGAGACUUCAAUAAGAGGCUUCACAUACUCCACUCCGAAACCAAAUUCAUUUUCUGACAGUUCGAUAUGUUCUUCGUGCGAAGGAGAACUUGUUAUGGUGAACGGUGAUCAGGAAAUCUUUCUCUUUGCUCUUUCGCUCCACAACAAAAGCUUCGGGCUGUUAGACUUUUUCAACUCGACUUACCAGAAAGAUUUGAUAGUUUCACAAGAAGAGCUUGUCGCUGGAUGUGCCACUCCAAAGGAGAAGAAAAAGGGUAUAUUUAGCUCAGUCAUUAAAGAUAUCGUGGGAAGCAAACCGAAGAAUGUACCUGAGAUAGAAACUGCAGAUACUAGAGAAAGUAUCGAAGAACUUUCGGCUAUCUUUUCAUCUGCUAACUUUCGAGUUGACGCUGAGAAUACAAAUCACCAGACUGUGGAUGAUGAUGAUCUUCAGCUAGACCUAGAUGACAUUGACAUCGACAUGGACAUGGACAUUCCUGGAGACAAACCGAAAGAGCAGAAUAUGUUGGCAGCUCUGAACAAGGAGAAGUUGACAAGCAAAUUUAUGGCCUUUAAAGGUAAAGUGAUGAAACAGAUGAAGUCGAAAAAUGAGAAAAACUCCGGUAAGCAGGAAGAGCAACAGGAUGAGAAGGUUGGUCAAGUUGACGAAAUUAAGAAGCGAUAUGGAUUUUCGUCAAGUGAAUCAAACAUUGCUAAAAUAGCACAAAGCAAGCUGCAGGAGAAUACGAGAAAGUUGCAGGGCAUUAACCUAAGAGCUGCAGAUAUGCAAGACACAGCUCAAUCAUUCUCAUCCUUGGCGAAAGAAGUGUUGCGAACCGAACAGGAUAGGCGAAACUCAUGACCCCGACUCAGCUCGUCUUUGAAAUCGAACUGAAAUUAUACGUUCUUGUUCAUUUGGUUUGUUUUUGGGUUUGAAAUCUAUCUUGUUUGUUUGAUACAUACAGUUUUCUUUAAUUCUUUUGCACAUAAUGGAUGUAAAAAACAAAGAAACUUCUGCAUAUAUAAUCAGGAAAUUUGAGUUGCAUGGAUGAAA